AUGGAUCCCCCAGGUACAUACGUGCAACCAGCAUUCCUGCUCCAAGCCCCCGUUCAACCGAAAAAAGUCUUACCUUGGGGAUGUGCGAUCUGUGAUAAGAAAGAAGACCUGAAAACCUGCACUGACUGUGGUGUGCUAUCUUACUGCAGUAGAGAGCACCAGGCCCAGCAUCGACGUGAAAACAAAGAGAUCUGCAAUGAUGUGAAACAGACUCAAGCGACCGUGGCAGUCAUCGAUGCUCAGUUGGGUCCUCAUCCCAGCGACCCCUCACUUCCCAAUCUGUCGCGACUUGGCACUGUUCGCAGAGAUGAGCGCUUUCCAGCUGACGCAAAAACUUAUUUCCCUGCAAUUUUCAAUUUGACUGACUGCAUGGAGCGCUUGUACACCAAGAAAUCCGUGAGAGAAGGAAUUGCUCUCUCGAAGCUGAUGAUGCCCUACUACCACGAUAAAUUACUUUCGGGCGGUCUGGUUUCAACUCUUUGGAUUCGACUUGAUGAAGAUCAAGAGGUCUAUGGAUUCAUCAAGGCGUGGACCAUCUGGGAGGAAUCUGAAAAUCACUCACCUGGACAAAUCGCACCAACCCCAAUUAAGAAUGCCGAUAUUCUUGAGGAUGUUGAUCUCUGGUUGAACAUAGAGGUGAGAUUUAUGGACAUGACAGACAGCAUCACCUUCCUUUUAACUUUGACUCUGUUGAAGAUCAAGAUUCUGCUGGAUCUGAAGGACCUUCACAAUGCCCGUCAAGCCGCUGGGCCGAAUGUCCCCGAGGAGGUGCUAAAAAAUAUCAUGGCCAAUAUUCCUCGCAGCUCAGCAAUCAAGGCCAAUCGCCGCAUCAUGAGUGCCCGCGAUCUGUCCCCUGUAAUCGCAGAGCUUGAUUCCCAGGUCGACGCCCUUUACAAGAAAAUUUACCAGACCAACCUCUACUGGUGGAGGCUGUUGGCAAACCCACCACUCGACAUUAUUCAGUCUGUCGUAGGUCGAUACAAUACCGACCCCAUGUCCGCUGGAUGUGGGAGUCCCAUUGAGGCGGCCUCUUGGAUCACGCGGAGAGGUCAACGGUUUUGUUGGAUUGAAACCCCAGGAGCCUUGGAUUUCAUUAGAGAGAAAAAUGCCAACUUUCCCCUCCCGGCCUUGGAGUCGACUUAUCGAGCCUAUGGAAAGCGUGCAGAAGAUUUACUUGCAGUAUUUUACGCCUCUCAGUAA
This is a messenger RNA of Penicillium malachiteum, 1200 nucleotides long. RefSeq names its product zinc finger MYND domain-containing protein. The coding region runs from base 1 to 1200 and encodes 399 amino acids. The transcript has a single exon. Lineage: Eukaryota; Fungi; Ascomycota; Eurotiomycetes; Eurotiales; Aspergillaceae. The record is from RefSeq and is a predicted model, not a curated record.